ACUUAAGUUAGUAAUGGAUUCAAUCAUUUGGGCAUUUCGGCACACUGAACGGAAUAUUGCUGAAACUGGGUUAAAUCUUUAAUUGGAGAUGCUGAAGAACUUCCAGGCUUCUGAGUUCUGUAACCAAUUCUACCGGACAUAUUUUUUGACAAUCGAGCAAGAAAUAUUUGCUGUCUUGACAGACACAUUUCAUAAACCUGGGUUCAAGUUGCAUGUUCUAGUGCUCCAGCACUUGUUUUGCUUGGCUGAGAGUGGCUUGUUAACAGAGCCUUUGUGGGAUGUUGCUACAAUUUCUUAUCCGUAUCCGAAUAAUGCAAUGUUUGUUCGUGAGUAUACCAUAAAACUUUUGGGUACUUCCUUUCCAAACAUGACUGCAUCAGAGGUAUCAAAUAUAUGA
This is a messenger RNA of Pistacia vera, 397 nucleotides long. Its product is annotated as protein EXPORTIN 1A-like. Gene Ontology annotation, cellular component: cytoplasm; nucleus. Gene Ontology annotation, molecular function: nuclear export signal receptor activity. Bases 89 to 397 code for a protein of 102 amino acids. The record is from RefSeq and is a predicted model, not a curated record. Gene Ontology annotation, biological process: ribosomal small subunit export from nucleus; protein export from nucleus; ribosomal large subunit export from nucleus. Lineage: Eukaryota; Viridiplantae; Streptophyta; Magnoliopsida; Sapindales; Anacardiaceae. The transcript is spliced from 3 exons.